GGGUAAAUGAAUAAAGAAAUUAAAGGCAAGCUUCCUGUUGAUCAGGCCCUUUCUCAUGCUCUCCUUCAACUGCGCUUUUGCUUUUGGGUAAGCUCACCGUUUGAAAGUUGCCUUGUACUCGUAUGUCCAGUCUUGAAUGUUGGUGCCCAAACACGCGACAAAAUUUUCCUUUAUGUGGGAAAUAUAAACAAAAAAUCAGUGCAAUAUUGAUUGUAGAUCUUUAAGUAUCUUAUUCAAAAUGAGCAUCAAGAAUCCAUGGAAUUUCUGGUUGAUAUGCUUGCUAAUACUAUCAGCUUUAUAUCUUUUUCCAAUCCAUUGGACAAGAGAGCAAAUGUUGACAUCCCAAUUCCAUCAUGGACCACAACCAUCUUUUCAUUUCAUGGAUUGUGGAAACUUUUGCAUUCCGUGGGUUCAACCGUCUUUGCAUCAGAGCGCAGCCCUGGAUAACAAGAUUUUGUGGCAAUUGAAGCAUGUCAAUACAUUGGCUCGCUUUCCCAUACAAUACCAGUCUUCAAUUGAAGCAUUGAGAAGGAUUCGAGCAAAUUAUGUCCGGACUUUGAAAAAAUCGGUGCCAAAUAACUUUGGUAUCAACCGACAUGUCAAUAAAUCAUUGCAACGACUCCAGGAAGCAGGAUAUUCAUGCCCUUGCACAAACUUGGUGUCAAUCAAUGAAAAUGGAAGAUUGGGCAAUAAGAUGUCGCAAUACAUGACCCUUUUGGGGCAAUCAAAACGACUUCACUUCCGGCCAAUCAUCCAACGAGGAAUGAGUCAAAUUCUGAGUUCAAUAUUUCCUCGCUUGAGUGUUCCCUCCCAAGAUAUUGUUCCUUGCACAUGCAAUUGGACAAUCGUGCAUAUGAACGAAUUGUGCAAAAUCAAGUCGAAAAAAGAGCUUUUUGCCCGCGGACAAAGCAUCUUUAUUCCUGAAUUUCCUACUCAAAUUGAAAUAUUUGAACAGUUUUUUCCCACGGUCAUGAGGGAAUUUGCAUUCAACCAACGCAUCAUGCAAGAGGUUCAGACAUACUUAGAUCAAGUCAAGAGAGGCUUUCGGUCACGAAUUGGAAUUAACCAGAAUACUGAGGUCACAGUUGUUGGAGUUCAUAACAGAAGAACCGACUAUGCCUCUUACUUGAGUAGCAAGGUUCAAGGCCGACUAUUAUCAACGCGAUUUUUUUAAAACGCUAUGAGGGCCUUCAAGAGCGCUCAUGGCAUGGCUACGUUAUUCAUUAUGAUUUCCGAUGACCCCCAAUGGUUUUACCAGCAUUACAAAGAGCGCCAAGACGUUUUUUUCAGCUUUCAAUACUGGAUGCAUUGCCGCGACAAAGUAGCCUUUGAUAUGGCUGUUGCAGCUAGUGCGGACCAUUCCAUUUUCAGCUUUGGUACGUUUGGGUUUUGAUAAUAAUAAUAAUCUUUAUUGCGACUCUUGGUCAUGUCAUGGCGUAAAAGUAACUAUAAAAUAAAAUCUGAUGUAUAAACAUCAUACAAAGAAAUAAAACAAGAAAAAUGUCAGGAUGGUAAAGGCAAUAAAAUAGUUGACUAGAAAGUGAUAUCACAAUGAGAAUGACUAGAAUUGGUUCAAUGCACAUGAAAAAAGGUAAGAGGUGAGUUACAGAUAGUACAAAGGCAGGUAGGUAGAGGUAAGUGAUGAAAAUCUUGGUUAUUGCAGUAGAGUGGA
Molecule: messenger RNA, 1672 nt
Organism: Tigriopus californicus
Lineage: Eukaryota; Metazoa; Arthropoda; Copepoda; Harpacticoida; Harpacticidae
Product: galactoside alpha-(1,2)-fucosyltransferase 1-like
Exons: 3
Coding region: 239-1174 (311 amino acids)
Biological process (GO): carbohydrate metabolic process
Cellular component (GO): membrane
Molecular function (GO): galactoside 2-alpha-L-fucosyltransferase activity
Source: RefSeq, a predicted model, not a curated record